Molecule: messenger RNA, 1764 nt
Organism: Suillus paluster
Lineage: Eukaryota; Fungi; Basidiomycota; Agaricomycetes; Boletales; Suillaceae
Product: cytochrome P450
Exons: 14
Coding region: 1-1764 (587 amino acids)
Molecular function (GO): heme binding; monooxygenase activity; iron ion binding
Source: RefSeq, a predicted model, not a curated record
AUGACCUUCCCUCAACUUAUCGGAUAUACUGUGCUUACCCUUCUUACCCAUGCAGUAUGGAAGCUCGUUCAGAGAUGGGCCUCCAGAAAGGCGAACGCCCUAAAUGUCGCAGGCCCAGAAAAAGAGCAUUGGUGGAAAGGCAACCUGGAAUCAAUAUUCUUGGACAGUUUUGAUCGCUGCUUACAGGUCGCCGUAGAUUAUGGUGGAGCUGUCAAAAUCCACGCCUUGUUCGGAGAGGAAUGGCUGUACGUAUCGGACCCACGCGCGCUCCAUCACAUCCUUGUCAAGGAGCCACAUAUAUUUGAGGAAAAUGAUGCCUUUAUAGAUUGCAACAAGCUCAUCUUCGGCGAAGGCCUUAUUUCUACGCUAGGGCAACAGCAUCGAAACCAGCGCAAAAUGCUCAAUCCAGUGUUUUCUACAUCUAACAUGCGGGAGCUUCUGCCCAUUAUUCAAACCAUUUCCCGCCAGCUAAAAUCCAUCAUCGUGUCAAACAUUCCUACCGACAUGGCAUAUACAGAUUCAGUAGAACUCGAUGUUUUACCUUGGCUCUCUCGCAAUGCUCUUGAUUGCGUUUGCGAGGGCGUGCUGGGCUAUCAUUCAGGUUCGUUAGACACAGGAAAUGAGAAUGAAUACACAGAGGCGCUACGGAUGCUAGGUCCAUCCAUCACUAAAAACAUGAUAUUUGGACCCUUCGUCCCGGCAUUUUUGCGCACUUUCUCUCUUUACUGGCUUAAGAAAAUAGCAGAGUGGCUUACGAUAAGUUGGUUGCCGACGCAAACCAUGAGGGAUUUUAGAGAGCUACGCCGCAUAGUCGAAGUCAUGGACUUAGCCAGUAGAAGCAUUUUCCAGGAGAAGAAGGCUGCACUGGAGAUACCUUCCGCUAUCCCAUCACAGUCCCAUGACACGUCGGGAGGAACCAGGGGAAAGGAUAUCAUGUCUAUCAUGCUCAAGGCUAAUGCCUCAUCUUCCGAGGCAGAUAGACUGAGCGAUGCCGAACUUGUGGGACAAGUGAACGUUAUGAUUUUUGCUGGUCUCGAGACUACGACAGCUGCAGUGGCUCGUGCAUUGUACAUGGUUGCCAAGCACCCUCAUGUCCAGGCACAACUAAGAACGGAGAUCUGUGAUGCCAUGACUGCAUACGAAGCUUCCAACGUCGACCAUUCACAUGAAGGCGGAUCCACCAGACUGUCAUACGAUGCAUUGAUAAAUCUUCCUUUCCUAGACGCGGUUGUUCGAGAAACGUUGAGGCUCUAUCCGUCGCUGCCUGUCCUCACUCGAAGAACUACAGAAGCAGCGUCAGUGCCAUUACAAUUUCCAGUUCGAUCUGCAUCUGGCGAUGAGAUCGAUACGAUUCCUGUUGCUAGACAUCAGAGACUAGUUGUAUCCAUCCUUGCUGCGAACCAUAAUCAAGCUGUCUGGGGCGAGGAUGCAUCAGAAUGGAAACCUGAACGAUGGCUUAACUCUAAUGAAGCCGGGGUCCAGGAUGGUGUGCGAUAUACAGGUGUCUAUGCGUCCAUGAUGACCUUCCUUGCAGGAAAUCGUUCUUGCAUAGGGUUCAAGUUUGCGGAAAUGGAAAUUAAGGAUGUAUUAGCGACUCUUUUGCCAAACAUCCAUUUUGCCCUGCCGUCAGAACUGGACGACAAUGGGAACGUGAAGGAGAUAUACUGGAAAAUGAGCGGUUUCCACAUACCAGUAGUUAAGGCGCCUGCAGGAGACGGUGAAACGCCUCAGCUCCCUUUGACUUUGCGGCUCGUUCAAGAAUAA